Truncatella angustata is the source of this 1497-nucleotide messenger RNA. RefSeq names its product cytochrome b2. Gene Ontology annotation, biological process: lactate metabolic process. Lineage: Eukaryota; Fungi; Ascomycota; Sordariomycetes; Amphisphaeriales; Sporocadaceae. Bases 1 to 1497 code for a protein of 498 amino acids. The record is from RefSeq and is a predicted model, not a curated record. The transcript has 4 exons. Gene Ontology annotation, molecular function: L-lactate dehydrogenase (cytochrome) activity; heme binding.
AUGGCGUCGAAAGGGCUUUCUGGAGUUGAGGUUGCGAAGCACAACACCAAGGAGUCUUGCUGGGUUAUUGUGCAUGGAAAAGCCUAUGAUGUGACAGAAUUCCUCCCAGAACACCCCGGUGGACCAAAGAUCAUAUUGAAGUAUGCCGGUAAAGAUGCGACAGAGGAAUACGAACCCAUCCAUCCUCCGGACACUCUGGACAAGUACCUCGAUAAGUCGAAACAUAUGGGCGCCGUAGACAUGAACACUGUAGCCUCGGUUGAGAAGGCUCACGAUCCCGCAGAGGAGGAUCGACAACAGAGGAUCAAGGACAAGCCUGCGCUAGAGCAAUGUUACAAUUUGCUAGACUUUGAGUCCGUGGCUAAGAACACCAUGAAGAAGGGCGCUUGGGGAUAUUAUUCAAGUGCUGCCGACGACGAGAUUACGUUGAGGGAGAAUCACGAGGCAUUCCAUAGGAUAUGGUUCCGGCCCAAGGUCCUAGUUGACGUUAAGGAAGUCGAUUUCUCGACGACCAUGCUGGGUACCAAGGUCGAUAUCCCACUAUACAUAACGGCGACAGCACUGGGCAAGCUUGGCCAUCCUGAGGGUGAAGUAGUGUUGACAAGGGCAGCCAAGAAGGCCAACGUAAUCCAGAUGAUCCCGACUCUGGCGUCAUGUUCAUUCGACGAGAUUAUGGAUGCCGCUGAAGCAGACCAAGUACAAUGGAUGCAGCUUUACGUCAACUCGGACCGAAAGAUCACUCAGCGCAUUGUUGAGCAUGCUGAGAAGCGGGGAUGCAAGGGACUGUUCAUCACAGUCGAUGCGCCUCAACUCGGGAGGAGGGAAAAGGAUAUGCGAUCCAAGUUCGAGGACGCAGGAACCAAUGUCCAGUCGGGUCAGGCAACGGAUAACUCGCAGGGUGCAGCAAGAGCGAUUUCAUCUUUCAUCGACCCUAGUCUUUCGUGGAAAGACAUCGCGUGGUUCAAGUCUAUCACAAAGAUGCCGAUCAUCUUGAAGGGUGUCCAGCGCGUGGAGGAUGUCCUCAAAGCUAUCGAGGUUGGUGCGCAAGGCGUAGUGCUAUCUAACCACGGAGGUCGCCAGCUCGACUUUGCGCGCUCUGCUAUUGAGGUACUCGCUGAAACCACCCCGGUUCUUAGGGAACUGGGCCUCGACAACAAGAUUGAGAUAUACAUUGAUGGUGGUGUCCGGCGCGCCACCGAUAUCAUCAAGGCUUUGUGCCUUGGUGCCAAAGGUGUUGGUAUCGGACGGCCGUUCCUUUACGCCAUGUCGGCAUACGGGCAAGAGGGCGUCGACCGAGCUCUGCAACUACUCAAAGAUGAGAUGGAGAUGAAUAUGCGCCUGAUUGGUUGUACAAGCGUUGACCAGCUGAAUCCGAGCUUGGUCGACACAAGGAAUCUGGGCAGUCAUGUCACGCCGGUGCCGAAGGACAAUCUUGGACACACAGUGUACGAUCCGCUAGUUACUCCGGCAUUCAAGCCGCCGAAGGCCAGGCUAUGA